ACCUGUACAAUCCUCUUACUACGUCCAGUCCACAACAUGUCCUUUCUCACAGGGAGACCAAUACCCUUCGAGAAUGAGUUUCAGCUCGACACGUCGGCCUACAGCCUGUGGAGCGACGCUUUCUUGCUCGGAAGCAUGCCCGAGUACCCCAAUUCCAUGUUCGACCCCGAGUUAACACCCGCAUUGCAAGUACCCUACGGAAUGCCUGCAUCGGAGGACUGGGGCACCCCAGAAGAGAUACCUGGUAACGGCGAGGACAUGGUGGACGGAUACUCAGAAUAUGACUAUCACCAUAGCUCAUAUAUGUCUACCACUGGCGAGACAUCACUUUCUGGACAGGUCGACGCUGCUCCGGAGCUGGUCCCAGAUGCGGACAACGAUCUCGGUCAGAUAUAUUACCGAAAGUACAAGGGGCUUCGUUAUCCGCUUCGGAAACAACCUGAUGACGAGUCGGGUUAUCUGUGUGGGUUCGGCAACUGUCGCUCGCGAUUAUCUUGCACUAAGGACGUGGGCCGGCAUUACGCAAGUGUGCACUGCUGCAAGACAUAUAAAUGCCCAAGUUGCAAAAACCACCUGUCGCGCGCGGACGCACUCAAGAGACACGCGAAGAGAACGGAUUGCGGUCCUGCGAUCCUGGCCGACGUUAACAGAGAGCUGGCGGAGAGGCGGGCAAGGGGUGAGAGAUGCUGCGGGCCAGUCGACAGCCUGAAUCAGCUCAAACCCGAACGUCAUCUCGGGUAUUGCAC
This is a messenger RNA of Rhodofomes roseus, 746 nucleotides long. RefSeq lists its product as uncharacterized. The record is from RefSeq and is a predicted model, not a curated record. NCBI's taxonomy places the organism in Eukaryota, Fungi, Basidiomycota, Agaricomycetes, Polyporales, Fomitopsidaceae. The transcript is spliced from 4 exons. The annotation marks the transcript as partial.